CAUGCCGGCUAACGCAUGGUAGUUUGAUUGGGAUUACAUGUGUUAUUGUCAGCCGUUUAUGAAACUCCGUGCACUAUUUCACGAUGGAUGUGCGUAGAAAGCAGUGGCGUAGAGGUCGGCCAAACAAGCGACGGCGUGCUGCAGACAACGAUGACGAGCCGGCUUUCGAGAAGGUCCCCCGCCGAAGCAUGGCCAACGACAGGCAAAGCGUGCGUGUGCUCCUUCCCGUUAAAACGAGACACGGCGUCAUUCAAAAAACUGAGGUCCUCAACAGAAAGGAAGAUUCACCUGUAGAAUCCGACGAAGCUGAUGACGGAUCUGCUUCGGGAGAAGACAUCGAUGAAGUGCACGAAACACCGCCAGUCGCAGAAGAGUCGCCCGAAGACAAAACUCCUCGCACAGCAGUCAAGUCGCUCUCCGACAAGUAUCGGCAGCUCCAGCAAGUCAAGCAGCAGAUUGGAUCUAUGGCCAGUGCGAUCGUAGAAGACCCACAAGAUAAAGUGGGUCAUUUUAAGGAGCUCAUCGCCUUACUUCGCAACGGAGCGCCCGGCAUUUCCCACAUCGUGCAGAGGCUGGCAGCACUUACGCUGCUCGAAGUCUUCAAGGAUGUCGUGCCGGGCUACGCCAUCACUGCACCUACUGCGCACGGUAGCGGACCGAAGCAGAAGCUCAAGAAAGAGACGAGAGCCUUGAUAGGUUACGAGGAGGCCUUGCUGCGCUAUUACGGCCAGUACGUUGGCUGCUUGCGGAAGAUAUUGGCGCGACAUCUGAAAAGGCUCAAGUCUGCCCAAAGCGUUCUGCGUCUCCGUCUUUCAACGGCACUGGCCCAAGUAGCGGCUCGCUGUGUGUGUGGUCUGCUGUUGGCCCACCCCCACUUCAAUCUGCGUGGACAGCUUAUCGAAUUGGCCGUCCAUUGCCUGGGAAGUUCCGACGACAAGAUGUCGCUGACAGCGUGUCAGGCACUCCGCCAGUUGUACCGCCAGGACCGGCUGGGAGAGAGCACGUUGGAUGCUGUCAAACGUACCAGGGCACUUCUAAAGGCCAGGGGUCUUCAGGUGCACCCCCGCGUUCUGGAGCCAUUCCUGUCGCUGCGUCUGCGGGAGCCCAAGGCAGCAGACCAGGGCCACAAUAUUGACCUGAAGAAAGUGCGCGAGGGUCUGCGGAAAAUGUCCCGCAAGGAGCACCGACAGCACAAGCGCAUGCGUCGUCUGGAAUCUCAGCUUCGCGAGACUGAGGCACAGGAAAGUGAUGUCCGUAAGGAUCGCCUCCAAGGAGAGAUACUGCAGCAACUUCUUUGGACAUACGCCCACGUUCUUAAACAGGUGCCUCAAAGGCCAGAAUUGAAGCCUCUGCUUCGUCCAGUAUUCAAAGGUCUCGCUCAAUAUGCACACCUGGUCAAUCUCGACUUCCUGGAGGACAUUCUAGAUGCGCUAGGCACCCUGCUGAACUUGCUAGGCUCCAGAGACGCACCAUGCUGCUUGCAAGCGGCAUUUGCACUCUUGUCAGGGCAAGGCCAAGCCCUCACAGUCGACCCCCAGCGAUUCUAUGUCGCACUGUUCCGGUGUUUGUUAGAAAGCCCUCCCGCAAGUGCUCGGACGCUGCUGCUUUGUUGGCGGAUGAUGGUGGUGAACCGCUGCCGAAGUCUGUCGGUGUACCGGCUCAAGGCUUUGUGCAAACGGUUUGCAACACUGUGUAUCAAUCACGCUAACUCACUUGGCCUGACCCUGUCGCUCGGCACACUGUUGAGAAGCGAACCGCGGUUGCAUGGACUGUUGGAGGUAGCGGACUCUCAGACAAUAUUUCGCCCAAUGCUUGGAGACCCUGACCAUGCCGGUUGUGCACCACUUUGGGAGCUGCACGUGCUAAGAAAGCAUUACGACCCCUCGACGGCUGCUGUUGCCAAGGCAGUUGCCUCGUCCAAUCGAAUUCCACCGGCGCUUGCCAGCCUCGAUCCUGUUCGUGUGGCAGGCAAGCGCACUGAUCCACUUGUGGCAUUCUCCGCAUGUGGGUCAAAGGCUAACAAAAAGCAUGGAGUUAAAAAAGACAUGGUCCAGAAACAGAACCGAAGGCUUGCUAAAGGUGCUGUGCACAACAAAAGACAAUAAAUAAAGGUACAAUUGUGUACUGUG
Molecule: messenger RNA, 2129 nt
Organism: Rhipicephalus microplus (southern cattle tick)
Lineage: Eukaryota; Metazoa; Arthropoda; Arachnida; Ixodida; Ixodidae
Gene: Noc3
Product: Nucleolar complex protein 3
Biological process (GO): DNA replication initiation
Cellular component (GO): nucleolus
Molecular function (GO): chromatin binding
Source: RefSeq, a predicted model, not a curated record